GUGACGUCAACGGCUCGCGGACUGUUCGCUUGCGAGCGAAAAGAAGUCAAGGGAACGUUUACGACUGAGUCUUCUGUAUAAUCCUUAAAAUUUUCGGCCAUCCUUGGGUUUUCGAAGUGGAGGUGCCUUCAUCUUGACUAGGGAAAACACUAAAUGUAAGUUGAAUCGCAUCAUUGUAGUGUUAUUCUGUUUUCUUUUUCAUGACACUGUCGUUUUGCACCAUAGUCUGUUAUGUUUUUCAGUGCAUGACAGUUUGUGGAUUACAAGCCACAGUAAAUCGUUUUCCUGCAGGUUUCGGCGUAUGCAUUUUUGUAGAACAUAUAUCCUUAGCGAAGGCCCUGUUAAGCUAAAACAGAGACUUGAAAAAAGGCAUAAACAUCAAUGUUUACGACCUGAUCGUGUGGGAGUGUGCAGUAUAAUUAUAUUACAUGAAUGGAAAAGAAUUUCGAUUCCUUUGCGUUAUAUUCCUGCUGCUGUUAUCGACUUGCCUCCAUUUUCCCCCUUUAGUUUUAAGUAAACAUGGAUAGAGAAGGUUUAUGCUUUUCAGUGCUUUAAAAAGGACACGAAACUUGCAAGUGCGUCGAUCUGCUUGAGCCUCGGAAUUCCAUUUCCUGUCGGCAGUGUCAGUGAGUGGAUUUGUAGUUUCGCGCCGACGUAAUCGGUUGUACUACGCUAGUGUUCCAAUCCUUUCCUAUUUUCUAGCUAGCAGAUAAAAGACAUUGUUUGUGUUUUGUAUUUUCAGUCUCCUUUUGCUUUGCUUUUUUGGUUUAGGCUCGAUUUACUCGAGUCGGAAGUUGAAACUUUUGUCGUAAUCGAUCGAUCGAUCGAUCGACAGAACCAGUUGUGUCGUGUCACUUCAUUGAUUCCCUCUGUCUUCAUGUUCUUUGACACAAUAAAACCACCGUAGUAUUGCCCAGCUUUAUAUUGUUUUCAGAUUUUCCAUUUUUUUUCCAUUUUUUUUCCAUGCCUAUUUUGUCAUGGCUUGAAGGUCAUGUACAUGUACACGGUGGGCUGUGAUGCUUCAGUGGCUUUCAACCAUAUCUACCGACACUCGUCUUGCCACGUUCAAGUUAAUGUUGUAGGAAGGAAAACGAUAUUGACACUGGUUCAUUUUAAGAAUUGGAGAGAAUUAAAUCAAGUUGCAAAUUUUUGUGAUCAUUAGCAAAGGUCAAUGGGGAAUGUUUUGUGCCUCAAAUAUAUCAUACUGAAGUUACUGACAAACUUUUGUACCUGCAUUGCUUUUAUUUCACUGUUAUUCACACCCCUUCAUGCAAAACUUUAAGUGGUUUUUACACAGGUACUCCAUUUGGUAGCUACAAGUAUGAUGUCAACACUCUUGUCUUUAGCCAUACAGCAUAUUUAUUUUUCUUGUAAAAUGGCUCUGGCAUGGUGCUAGACAUGCACUGUAAUUUAAUUUGUACUUAUUUGACCUGAAAGUCACCAACUGCAGGGAUACUUUCCUGUGUGGUUUCCUCAUUGCAAGAUCACAGCUACAUAUUGUCUUUAUCAACCUAGGUACUUAGAUGCAUGCACCUCAAUAACUCGCUAUUCAUAAUAAAAUUUACUCAUCCCUCUUAAAUGAUGCCAACAGCUGGCUCUGUUUCUUCCCACAUCCAUUUAUGUUUUGUCUCACUUGUAUAGCUUUAUACUGGAAUUUGCUUGUCACAAACAACAGCAAAUGCAUCUAAAGUUCGUUCCAUUCACUGCCUCUUUUAGCCUUUCUUCUUCUAAGGAAAAUUUGUGAGUUCUUCUAUUAAGACAUGAUAUGUGAGCUUCUCAUCCUGGGGAUAUAAAAAAAGACAGUUUGAGGUUGUUUUAACACUGUUUAUUUACUUUGUUUGCAAUAAAAACCCUUUUUUUCUCUUGUUAUUUUAGAUAAACAUCCGAAGGCUCAAGCCACAUCAUACUGUUUGAAUGAGGCUGUGGAGCAAGACAUGAAGAGGGUCCGUCCUGAAGACCACGACGGUGUAUAUGGUCAAAACAGGCAGAGUUUCCGCCCUCCCCCUGUUCUUGCCCCAGCUCCUGUUGGCAUGACAACUAAUUAUGAACAGCUGCAGCAAGAUGGAUUAGGCGGUUUGGCACAAUUUCCUGGGGCAGCGCAGAUGGCAGGAACUCCAGGUUAUCAGUGAGUAUCUUAUGUUUCAACUAGUUGUUUUUGUUUGUUUUAUUUGUUUGUUUUUUUGUCAUCUUUGAUAGUGGAGAAACUUCUUGAGACAAAUUUUUAGAGGAUAAGCACAAAAGAGGGACAUUCACCUUACUCUUUACUAGAAUGUUGAGUGCAUGCUCUCUGAUUGUCUCCUAAGUGUCAGUUUGUUUAACUUAGUGAGAGUGGAGUGGGGGGGGGGGUGGGGGGUCAGAGGAAGGGGAAGAGUCAAAAUGCAAGUAUAGCAUAUUUAUAAUUAGAAACAAUUGUGUUCCAAUUUCAUGUUACAGUGGUGGUCCAUUUUUGAGUUUGUAUCAGUGUGGAUUUAUUUGCUGUUUAUGGGUUUAGCCAUUGCACCUGUAAUAGGUUUUUUUCACUGGGCAAAUGCUCCAUUUAUAUGAGUAUGCGGCAAAUUUUUUAUCUAUUAUAUCUACUAAUGUUAAUGUUUUUUUGUUUUUCUGUUAAAUUUGUGUACACAUCAAUAAAUUCCCUUUUUUUUAGAGGAGUACUGAUAACAUAAUUAAUGAUUUCCCUACACGUUGGGCCAAUGCAAUUUUUUUCUGGCUGUGUUUUUUUCCUCCCCUCAAAACAGUGUUGCAUAGUAAGCAGUCAAAUCAGUGAGCUAAGACAAGAAAAAAAAACAUAAGGUGUUAUGGUUUUCUUAUAUUUUGUUCUCCUUGUAUUCUUGAUCUGAUUAUUGCAGCAUUAUGAUUAUUUUUCGUUUAGUAAUAAGUGAUUAGUACAUGUACCUGCAUGCUUUGCUGCUUUAGACAACUGAUUUUGAUUGUGUUUUCUGUUUUAUUUUCAGAGUUCAAUCCCAGACUUCACAGUCACAUCCUCAUGUACAGAAUCCAGCUUCAGCCCAUCACCAGGUGAGUUGAUAUAUUAUCCACAGAAUUCAUUGUGCUUUCAUGAAAAUUGUUGAGGGGUAAUUUGAUCAUCUACUAUUUUAUUCUUGCAUAUGGUUUCACAGGAAAAAUAAUUUUUCAAUUGUGUCCACCUAUGGUUUACAUCCCCCAGUUAUUCAAAAGGAAUAUAAUGCACACCAUUAAUGGAUAUAUCUCUAUCCAGUGGAUAGUGCAGUUGGUUUCCUUAAUACUUAUCUGUCAGAUAGUUAACAAUUAAUGAAUGAGGCUGAGUAUCUUAUGAAGAAUUAUGGAGAUCGAGGAGGGUGUUACGGCCUCGACGGAUAACACCCUCCUUGAUCUCCAUAAUUCUUCAUAUGAUACAAAAGCUGAAUUCAAUAAUUGUUUUAUUAUUCAUUCAAAAUAAUUCCUAGUUUAAAAACACAGCUAAAACAUGCUUACCUCUAUUGAUGUUAAGUUCUCCUAUAGUGCACGUUUAGGAUUGCUCAGCUCCACAAAUAUUCUCCAAAUAGCAGAUGUCGCCAUUCGAGUUGUGUUCUUGCUGUUCUUGCCAUGUUUUUAGCUAUAAUUUCGCCCAGUUCUUACUCUUGAAACGAGUGAAAUGUCUGCCAUUUUUUGUUUUCACAACCAAAACAACUCAACCUCGUCCCCAGGUCUUCUCGGUUAACGGUACAUUAACCUGCAAGAACGCUGCAUUUUUGAUGUCAUUUCCUCGUUAAACACAGAAUUCUUCCAAAUUUGGUCACCAGUAACUGGUUAUGGUGAAUUAUGUGUAUCAGAAUUGGGGAAAUAUUUUGAAUGAAUAAUAAUGAUGUCUAAACAGAGGAUAAUGCUAUCCAAAGGAUAAAUAUCUAUCCAGUGGACAACACAUUGAUUUCCCUUAUACGUAUCCUCUGGAUAGCAUUUUAUCCAAUGGAUAACGCUAUCCAAUGUUUGAACAACCAGGCCCACUGUACUGUUUAUAUUUCAGGGCCAGGCUCAGGUGCAUGCACAAGCUCAGGCUCAAGGACAACAGCAGCAGUUCCAACGAUUAAAGGUAGAUUUCUUGAAGUGUGAACCAAAAAAAGUACUAUCCAGAAGUUCUGCUAAAGUUCCUUAAUAUGGGUACAAGGGGUAUAGGGAAAAGUUUAAAAUAUGGUGUUUGAUCUUCAUGUUAUUUCUUUGUUGUUGAUAACUUUGUUGCAAUUCCUUGUUUUUUACCAGGUUACACCCGUAUUAGCGUAUGCAGAUAAUCUUUUCAUUCAUUUAUGGUGUUUUUAUUAAUUUUGUAAGGUGGAGGAUGCCCUGUCAUACUUGGAUCAAGUCAAACUUCAGUUUGGAAACCAGCCACAAGUGUACAAUGAUUUUCUGGAUAUUAUGAAAGAGUUUAAAUCUCAAAGGUAUCUUGAAGCAUAUAUUCAAAGCAAAACCCAUUUUAAAGUUUCAUACUAAGAAAAGGGGGUUGGCUUUAUAAAUAAUUCUGUCUAUUUCCCUAGCUGUUUUUUGCUUUCUUUAUUUGACACACAUGAUUGCUAAGGACAGUGGGCAGAAAAAUAAUUUUCACAUCCUGCCAUCAUUCAUUAGUUUAGAAACAAGAUGUAACUGGGCCGCGUUAACUUUUGCAAAGACUUUUGGGACUGUUACUAAGGAGAGGGAAAAAAUUGGCCAAUAGCUCACUGGCGUGUCCCCAGUAACAACCCAAGAAACAAUUGCAAGGUGCAUUUCAACUCCAGUUCCCUUUCCGUUUCUAAAGUGACUAAGCCAAUUGACUAAUGUAAACGGCAAGCUCUGUGAUUUUGAUGUCGUUUUGAAGAGGAAGAAGAAGAGGUCAAUGCAGUUUUUUUCUGGCUGUGCUUUUUUCCUCCCCUCGAAACAGUGUUUUAUGCUAAACAGUCAGAUCAGUGAGCUAAGACAAGAGAAACAUAAUGUGUUAUGGGUUUGUUAUACUCUGUUUUCCUGUAUUCUUGAUUUGAUUAUUGCAAGAUUAUGGUUAUUUUUUGUUAAGCAAUAAGUGAUUAGUACAUGUACCUGCAUGCUUUGCUGCUUUGGACAACUGUUUUUAGUUGUCCAAAGCGGUGUUAGAAAAUGGAACAGAUCCCAUUUACGAAUUGUUUUGUAUAAUUUUUGCCUUGCGUUCUUUUUUUUUAUUAUUAUUCCCCAGUAUUGACACCCCGGGAGUCAUAAGCAGAGUAUCAUCGCUAUUCAAGGGACAUCCAGAACUUAUUGUAGGUUUUAACACCUUCCUUCCUCCUGGAUACAAAAUAGAGGUGCAUGCUAGUGACCCUGGAACUGUAUCAGUUACAGCACCAAAUGGACAGUCACAGAUCACCACUCUCAUCCAAACUAAUCAGCAUCCGGUAAGGGUAUACUCAAACUGAUAGGAUUGAAACUUUAUUCCAGUUGGCUUAUUUUAUUAAGAUGUACGGUAUGUGUUAAACAGAUUAUCGGCCCUACGUAAAAUUUUUGUGACCUUAAUCAUAAUUUACAGAGUGAAACCACUAGGUUUGUAGGUUUGUGUUAAAAUUGAUCAAGUAAAAGAUCAAGGGUGAGGUUACCCAUUGGUAAAAGCAUUGAUGUUCUUACCGCUUUGGUUAUACAUCCCUAAUCAACAAAUGUAUAACUGAACAGACACAGCAAAAAGCAGUUUGUUUUUUCUCUCCUAUAAUAGACGGAAUUGUUUGUGGGCGUUGUCCAAAUCAAUUUCGCUACUUUUAAUUUCUUACUUGUCAACAUCUUGUGCUUACCUUUUUCAAGACUUUCCAUGUUAAAUUAUCCCUAAUACUCAUGUUUAGGUUUCUAAUCUUUAAAGCAACCAAAAAUUCUUCACAACAUUCACCAUGUGUUUGUAUUCUUUCAAGUCAUAGAUCAUAAUGGCUUGACAGAAUGAAUAAUUAUUGAUAAAUAAGGUUUACCGGUAUGUUAUGAUAAAUUAUAGGUCCAACAAUCAAGUAGCCAACAGGCACAGCAACAACAGCCACCUCAGCAGAAACAACAACAGCAGCAGCAGCAGCAGCAACAACAACAACCCCUUCAGUCACCUACUGCUCAACAAGGACAGGUAUAUACCACUGUUAUACGUAUGCUUUAGACACUUGGGCAGUUUCAGCCAUAUUCCACAUUAGUGUUGAAAGUAUGACAAACAGUAAUAACAUUUACUACAGUGAAGUACUGAUUCCCUGCAAGAUUUCAGCCCUUGACAUACUGUUAGAAGGAGAAAAGUGUACAUCUAGUCUGUAGGCUUGAAUCUCAUUGCUGACUGUGCUUAAGAACUGUUUGUUUCUUUGUAGGGUCAACAACCUGUAGAGUUCAACCAUGCCAUAAAUUAUGUAAACAAAAUCAAGGUUAGUGCAGAUGUGUUGUUAUUUCUAGCGAUAGAAUAUUUGACUCUGGUCCACUAAGAAACUGAUGCUGUAGGCUCUGACUUUCAGCUCUUUAAAAAAUGGCUGGUAUUCUUCAGGUGUAUGAACCUAGAAUUACAAUUACAUAUAAAAGAAGGAUGCUGAGCAAUUAUACAAACGAAACCCUUCACAUCUCCAAAUUUAUCAGGGCUCUUGAAAAGUUCCUUAGAAUGAGCAACUAUUGAGCUUCUUCAAACGCAAGAAAUUGUUUUGUUUUUUUUACAACAAUGCCCCACAAAGCAAAACUGUCACAGUGAAUAACACUAGAAAAAUCCUUUCCUGCCUGAUGCGUCCGAACUCACGCAGAUGCUCGUCAGCUCUGACAGGUACCCUCGUCCAACCUGAUGUAUCCAUUGCAUCAGUUUCAUGUUUGCAUUGUUCCCUUUGUUCUGGCCUGCACUGUAUGUAGGUUAAUUAGUCAAUCAAUCUUUAUCAACACAUGAUAAAAAGGAAACUGAAGGGUGAGCCAACAAUUGCAAUUGAUAUUGUGAUGGUAAUCUUUAUUUCAGAACCGAUUCCAAGGGCAACCUGAUAUCUACAAGGCUUUUCUGGAAAUUCUUCAUACAUACCAAAAGGAGCAGAAAAACAUUAAGGAGGCUGCCAUGCAGGGAACUCCACUGUCUGAACAAGAGGUAUAACUUUGUUAUAUUCCUUUCUUUUUGGAAGUUGAAAGUUGCAUUUCUUCUGCUUAGUGAUCAAUGUUCUUCAUCAAUAUCAGGCAAUGAUGUUGACUGGGCUCACAUUUUCUUCUGUGAUGUGCUAGUAAGAUGUGAUCACUGGACAUUCUUUCAUGAAGGUGCUUCCUUUAGGGUUCACUGCCUUGUUGGUCUCUGUCCUUAUGUCUUUUUCUACUUUUAAUUAGGACAUUUACAUCUACCUGAUAGCUUGGUAUUGUUAGGUUACUGCAACAUAAUUGAUGCUUAUGUCACUGUCUUUUUUUUGUUUUUAGAUCUAUAUGAGAGAAGCUAAACUUGCAAAUGAGGUAAACAAAAAAAUUUGUUUUUGUUGUAUACCCACACUGGCAAAUGGCUACUGAUAGACAGUUACUCCAUUAUUUUGCUUGGUCUUUGUAUACAGUCAACUCCCGCCUUGCGUACACCUUGCUAUAACGGACAUCCCGAUAAUACAGAUAGCAGCUAGAUCCCAAGCAAAAGUAAAUCAUAUAUUUUUGACUGAAAUAAACCCCCGCCAUUACAGACUCUUGCUAAUGAGGACACUAACUCAAGGUCCCCACAGUGCCCACUAUAAAGGAAGUUGUGGUAACUCUGUUUACACCACUGCUCAUUGUGGAGGGAGGUUUGACGAGUGGCUUUGUAGUUCUGGAUUUCAGCUCAUUUACCUGAGGUUCAAAUCCCACUGUUUGGGGGCCUCAGUCUUAACUACCUGGUCUCCAGUACUUCUGUCAUAAAGUCUUUGAAAAAGAAAAAACGUACUUCUGUUGCUGAAACAAGUUUAAAUCAAUAUCUUUGGGUUUAGAGUAAAAUGUUAAAGGUGCUCUCAUUACAUUUAUAAAUGCUAUUUUAUGAGUUCAAACAAUCUGUAAUCUUAGUUGUAGAGAGCUAGGGGUAGGGGUCUCAACUUCUGUUUCUUGUCGCAGGUCUAUCAACAAGUUGCCAAGUUGUUCCAGAACCAGGAGGAUUUACUCCAAGAGUUCAGUCAAUUCCUUCCUGAUGCAAAUGGUGCAGCCUCCAUGCCAGGGGUAAUUUCUUCAUUAUUUUGAUUUUAAAAUUAUAUCCGCCUUAGGGUAGGAUAGAAGAUUACUUACAUUUCAGUUCCAAAGUAAGUGUUGAAAUAUAUCAGGUUUUUAGGGUGUGAAAAUAACCUUUCCCAUUUGGUGACUUAAACCCAAGUUAUGUUCUAUAUAGCUUAAAGGUAAAACAUUUGAUAUUAUGAAGAUCUUUGGCUUGACCAAUUCAACACUUUAUAUUCUGCAUUCAAAUACUGGCUCCUAAUCACUCUGGAGUCAUGAUUAGUGCCCUGUUUUGUCUCAGAUCAGCCAAAGCAGUAAUUUUAUUGUUCCCUUGGUCUUAACUUAAGGUUGGAAACAGUUGCCAGAUGCUAGAUGUUGUUGUGUUUUGUUUACUUUCAUGGCAUGGGUUUUAUUUCUUCUUUUUUUUCCAGGGUCUGUUAUCAUCAAGUAGACUUCAGUCCCAUUUAUCAUCAGCAAGGAAUGAGUAUGCACCUCCUGCCAAAAAACCUGCAGGUUAUUUGAACUGAAUUAAUUAUGACUGUGCAUGUUGCUUUUCAUUGUUAAAAUGGUUGUGCUUACUAAGGUUGUAUGAAGGAAGGUCCUAAGUGAUUUUUGAUCUAAUAUCGAAUUCUCCACAUAAUUUACACUCAUACAUGGUAAAUUUGAAGGAGAAUAAUGUAGUUUAUCAGUCACCUGAGCCUUUGUUUCAGGCACCUCGUCAGUUACACGUGACAGUCAUACUUGUAAUCAAAUUACAGUCGUAUUCUAUAAAACAUGUAAUAAUUCUCAAAUAUUCUUUGCAGUGGGAUUAAAUUCAUCAAAGCGCAUGUCACACCAAAUAAGAAGAAAUUCAAACAGUGUAUCGUCAUCCCCUACUCAUCCUCAGGCAAAGGUAAACAUAUUAAUUAAUAAUAAAAGAAAUUCUCAUUUUAUUAGCACACACCAAAGUUCACCUGCAGUUGAACUUAGGUUAGGCUUUUUGAACAGGAAGUGCAUAAAACUGUCUGAGCAAUUAACAAAAAUGAAAAAAAUAGUGGGGUUGCAGCCAGGAUUGAUCAUACUAAAAUGUUGAUAGUACAUUGCAGGUAAUUCUUUUUCAAGUGGUUUUAUUGUUAGUUUCCUGAUCUAUGCGUCUUUUUUUCCCUCUUCACCUAGAAGAAGUCAAGAAGUGCUAUCAAAGAUGUAUCUUUGGCAGAAGCCCAAAAAGUUGGCACCUUCUCCGAAUUUGCAUUCUUUGAAAAGGUACAAAAAACCUUUUUGACACUCAAAUUGAUUAAAGCGGCAGUCAGUAACAUUGAUGUGUAGAUGUGUUUUGUUUUGGUGAAAAGAGUGAUGUUAAGCCAUGGUUCACUGGAGUUUUGGAGCAGUUUUACUUUUUAUUAUACACUCCUUUGGUUUGUUAGAUAGUUGUUCCUUCCUUCUUGUUUCAUGUUGUGUAAGUACUGUUUAAAAAAUGAGCAGGAGUGUAUUAUCAGGUUUAAAAACUCAAGAUGAAGCUGAGAGUUCUUACAGCUGAUGAUACUCAACUUUGAGUUUUUUGAACAGCUUCAAAAUCUCUGAUAUAGAUCAACUCAUUCUUGCACUAAUAUUUAGAUUUGGGGUUAUUUGGGUCUAAAAAUUGGACGUAAAGUUAAGCCAUGUCUUAUUUCAGAUAAUGUAAAGACACUCAUUAAACAUUUAUUUUUUUAUCUUUUUUCUUUAUGAAUUAUUAAUGAGGUUUUGAAAUUUGAGGUAAUAUUUCAUACCCUUUUUUGAAGGUGAGGAAGGCUCUGAAGAAUCCUGAAUUGUAUAAUAACUUUCUUCGCUGUCUUGUGUUGUUCAACCAAGAAGUGAUCUCCAGAGCAGAACUUGUGCAGCUGGCUGCCAACUUUAUAGGGUGAGCAUCUUGAUUAACAAGGACAAUUUUGGUCCUCGUCUGUUUCACUCAUCUAUUUUGUGUCUUGUUCUGUCUUUGUUUUCUUCAGUGCCAGAUUUGUCCCUACUUAAAAGUUCUUUUAUCUAAAAUGCACUCUUAUUAUCUCCUCAGUAAAUAUGCUGAGCUGUUUCAGUGGUUUAAGGAAUUCCUUGGCUAUAAGGACUCCUCUCCCAUGGAGAGUGUGGCCAGCUUCAAAGAGAGAACAUCUGGUGAACUCCAUCAUCUUGAGAUUGGUAUGUACCACUCCCCUUGACCUUGAAUGUCUGCAUUUUGAUAAAUCUUAAUUAAAAUCUCAAAGUCAACCCCUAGGAUUUUGCAGUAACGAUCAUUAAAUUUUCUGGUACCAUGUCAUUACUCUGGUCUUAAAAUAACAGAACUGAAAAAUAGUUUCCCAGUGACAUUUUCAGCCUUCAGGAUCAAUUAACAGAAAUUCACUAUUUUUCCACACAGAUGCUUAGCUAGUAGAGCAAUUCUUAGUUAUGACUCAGAUUAUAUAUGAAACUUAAACAUUGAUUAGCAUCUAUCAUCUUUCUAUUGUUCACCAUCUUAAAUGGUUUCCAAAAUGCAUUGAACGUUACUGGUUUAUGGCUUCCAAGGCCAAGAAAAAAAAAUGACUUCCAAUAAUUGAAAACAUUUAAGAGGUGGGUUCCCAUGAAUUUUCAUUGAGCCAAAAGAAUUGUUACGGAUGGUUUUCAGUGAUCUCUGGGCACAGAAACAACAAAUCCUAGUGCUUGAAUGUGUGUCUAUCAAAUGAAGCUCUUUACAAAUUCAAAUCUCAAGCAAGAAGGGACCACAUCCUUACAUGUACCACUUGGUCAUUCCAUCAAUUUGAACUUUGACACCUACCUUGUGGAGAGGGAUGUGGUAUUUUAGACCAUACCCAAAUUGGCAUGAUGGCUAGAGGAUAACAAAAACAAUCAUGUAAAUUUGAUCAAACAGUUCCAAUAAAAAUCCUGUUCAACUACACAUGCCAUCAAACUUCCCUCAAAUGUAAUUAAUUUCACUGAAUUUUCUGGGUUCUUCCACAAAAAUAUUUCCCACCAUAAUGAAGCCUAGAAAAUGCCUAGCUAACAAAAAGGAAAAUUGGGUAAGAAUACCAAGUGAACUGGGGUGGGGAAUACAACAGAAGGAAACAGUCAAACGUUUGCCUUCUGCGUGUGCUCAAAACUCUAAACCUGUUACUCUUCACCAACAAUGGCUACACUUUUAAAUUACACUUGUAAAAGUUUUAUCAAAUUGACCCCCAAUCUUUUUUUUGUUGCUUAGACUAUUCUUCGUGUAGAAGAUAUGGUACAAGUUAUAGAGCACUCCCUAAAAGCUACACUCAACCAAAGUGCAGUGGACGUACAGCCCUGUGUAAAGAAGUCCUCAAUGACACAUGGGUAUCUUUCCCAUCAUGGUCAGAAGACACACCAUUUCCUGGAACAAGGAAAACACAAUAUGAAGAGUACAUUUUUAGGUAAAUAUUAAAAUGCUAUAUCAGCAGUGAUAUUAUUUUAUUAAGAUGUGCAUCUGAAAUGGAAGAAUAGAAAGCAACAAAUUUAUUUUAAAAUAAGGUGUGAAUAAACUCAACCUGUUGCUGGGUUAUAUGAAGCACUUUGUCAGCAUCACCAUCUCACUGGCAAAUGGUAAAUUACUUGGUUACAUUUACUUGUUUUCUUUCACAGCCUUUGCUUAACUUAAAGCCUAAAGGUUUAUAGACUUUCAAAUUUGUGUUUCACUCUCUUUGUCAUUUGUUUUCAGAUGUGAGGAUGAAAGAUUUGAGGUUUGUUUGGAGUUUAAUAAUUUGUGAAUAAUUUUGAUAUUGUAAACCUUUAACUUCUCUUAAGAGUUCUUCCUGAAUAUCAAUGAUUCAUACUAAUUAAUUAAAGUGGCAAUAUUGUUUUUUUCAGCUGGAUGUUGUUUUGGAAUCCAAUCUUUCAACAAUUCGAGUUUUGGAAGCAAUUCAUAAAAAGCUUCAAAGGUAAGAUUGACCUUCACUUAGCAGUACUCAUCUCGUGCUCUUUUUCUCCCUAUUUUACUUCCUAUAUUUUCAAACACUUUUGAGAGAUGUACCAAAGGUAUUACAGCUUCAAGGUUACCUGCCAUUUUAACUUGUUUUGUUUUUGUUUGCUUGCAGAAUGCCAGCUGAAGAGCAAGCAAAAUUCCGUCUUGACAGCUGUAUAGGAGGAACAUCAGAAUUCAUCCACCGAAAAGCUAUUCAAAGGUAUUUAUUCACAAAUUCAGAAAUAUGUUUCAAAAGGGUGAGUGGAGAGGCUGAAGGUGUCUGUCAAUCUUGUGUCUUAUCCUCGUCUUGUCUCACAAUGAAACACAAAGUAAUCUGCGAUUAACUUGUUACAAAUCACUAAGGGUUCUGUUUGAAGCACUCCUUCAUUAUUUUGGUUCUCAAGGUCUCUGUCAUUAAGAGUGUACAUUAUUCCAGUUGAAGUACCUUUUUUUAGCGGUUUCUUGUCUCUGGUCUCUGUUCCUACGAGGCCAUUAAAUCUUCAUUUGAUGUUAGUGCUAAUUUGAAUACAUGAAAGCACUUAACAAAUAGUGGUGAAAAAGAUAAUAGGGCCAUUUAUACAAGGAAAAAUAAGACGCAAACUUUCCAUGUAAACAGCACAUUUUGUCUAAAAUAAGACGCAGCUUAGCUAAGACGCGUCUUAUUAGAUAAGACAUGCUCGUAUAAAUGGCACAGUUCGCAUCUUAUUUAAGACGCGUCUUAUUUUUCCUUGUAUAAAUGGCCCUAAUAUCCAUGGCUGAGUUUAAAUCAACUUUCAGGGAUAAGGACCCAGACUUUUCCAUAUUUAAGGACUGUACAGUCUUUAGCUGGAAGUUUCAGAAGAGGGAAAUGGUUUACUUAGUUGAGUCACAUCCAGUGCUUAACAUAAUAGUAAACUGUUGUAAUAUUUUUUAACAGGAUUUAUGGAGACAAGGCUCCUGAUAUAGUUGAUGGUUUAAAGAAAACACCUGCAGUGGCUGUGCCACUAGUUUUAAAGAGGUGAGAAUUAGUUUUAAACUAGGGAUUUUUUUUAUCUGUGGCUGUUGUUAUAGAUGCAGGAAGGGUGUAUAACCUUGCUUGUGUGACUCAGACUUCUCUGCGCUUGUCAACGUCUGUUUAUAACUAGUAGUAGCAAAGCUUUGCAAUACAAAAAUUAGGAUGGAAACCAACUUAAUGAAGGGGGCAGAGCUGGGAGUGUCAGUAAACACUAGGGGCACUUUCCAUUUAGUUGCGAGAAUUUACGGGUCGGACAGAUCCAGUACUAAAGAGAAUUCCACCAUUAAUCCAGCCAGAUCAUUCUAUUCGUAAAUGGUUUAGUCGACAGUGGUGGGAAUUUGCCAUUUAAAUACCCAAAAAUACAAGAACCUGUUCAGCCCGGCAAAGAAAAAUAGGUUCUUGUACAAAAAAUCACUCCAAUUUUGACGGUCAAAAUUCUGGAUUUUAAUCGUGAGAAACUUCUGAACCUAUGAGAGGCUGUUAUUAAUUUUGUUAUAACAGUAUUGUUAGAUUCCUCCCAAAUUAUCUUGAUUACAUCCAAGUGUAUUUCCUAAAGAAAUCUCUAUAAGAAGGUAUUUAUGACAACCACUGCCAGUGUAGUUUGAAAAGUAAUUUUUAUGCUACAGGCAGUACAAAGAAUCUUAUCCUAAACCCUGUAAUAAUUUUUUUUUCUACAUCUGUAGAUUGAAGACCAAAGAGGAGGAGUGGAGGGAGUCCCAAAGACAAUUUAAUAAAAUAUGGCGUGAUCAAAAUGAAAAAUAUUAUCUCAAGGUAAAAGGAAGACAUACAAACAAAAAGCAGUACAUGUUGGUGCUUUCUCUGUAUAGGAAUAAGUGUUUUUUUCCUUUUGUAUGAUCUCCUUCGAGUAGAAGGCCAGGGCUGUCAUUAAAAUUUUAACUUCCCAAGUAUAUGCAAUUAAUUUUUUAGCCUGUUGUAUUUUUCUUUUCUAUUGCAGUCCUUGGAUCAUCAAGGGAUCACCUUCAAACAGAAUGACUUAAAGUCCAUGCGAUCAAAAAGUCUGAUUAAUGAGAUUGAGACUAUUUAUGAUGAGGUGAGUAGAUGUCACGAUAUACAUGUAUGACAACUUUACUUGUUAUUGUGAUAAUGCCAGUCUUCACAGCUGGUAAAUUUAACUACCACAGAUUGUGUUAAACAAAAGGAUCAAGCAAUACAACUCCAAGCAAGACCUUGUUGUGUGAUUCUUGUUUUAUAUAAUCUGUUCCUGUACUUGUAUACAGAAAGACCAAGCUUGAAGGCUUCUUUCAGCCAUGGUAGAAUUGUAAAAAAAUGUUCAUUAUACUGUGUCAAAUCCAGCUUGAAGAAUGCAAAUUUCCUUAUUAGUGAAACUUAAAAGAAGUUUAAGAGGCAUUAUGACAUCAAUGUUCGCUAUUUUUCAUGUAAACAAUACACUUGUGGAAAAUGUUUAUUCAGCAACAAGGGGAAGUCUUCUGUUUAUCCCCCUCUGUGAACAAAACAGUAUAGUUUUAAAGCCAUUUUCUAGAUAGCACUUUCAAAGAGACAAGUUUUAGUCUAAUUUUCCCCGCUACUCCUUACUGUUUGACUGUUUCCUUGUGGUAGCUUAGUAACAUUUGGCAGUGCUAAGCCACUUUUACCUUCCGAUUCAUAGAAAUAGUUCCUCAGUUUUUCAAGUCGCAGUAAAUCUCUUUAUGUUCCCUCUUCAAGUGCUUGCUCAUUUCCUGGUUUGUUUUCCUUUACAGAGAACAGAACAAGCUGCAGAAGGUAAUGGGGAUGCCACUGGUCCUCACUUGGGCUACAGCUAUCAGGAUAAAUCUAUUCUAGAUGAUGCUGCUGGACUGAUUGUUCAUCACAUGAAGAGACAGACCAGUAUCCACAAGGAAGACAAAGCCAAGAUUAAAGUGCUGCUGCAUUGCUUUUUGCCAGACUUGUUCUUUGCUCCCAGAGGCGAACUAAGUGACGAUGAAGACUCUGUCAAGGAACUCAAUGGUCUAGGUGAGUGGAGACCCUUGAGUCAUAACAGUGCUAGGGCGUUUGAACCGAUGUCAGUAACCCAAAGUCAACUUGCAUUUUUAUGCAGCAUCUGUUAAUCGUCGGUUUGUGAUUAAAAGGCCAUGUUUCGUUAUAAUCUUUAUUAGUUUUUUUCAGAUGGUUAGUUAAAGAGCAGUGAGGUUUUUGAUCCUUUACAAAACUGAGAAAAUUCACUCAUGGUAAUACACAUUGGUUUAGUUUAAUUUAGUUUAGUUCUAGUUUUUAUACCCUUUUACUUGUCAGUAGUAGCCAGAGUAAGAAAUCCCCCUCCCUCCCUCCCUCCCACCCUUGCUCAAAAAAAAAUCUGCUAAAGAGGCUUCAUUUGAAUGGGUACAUCAGAAGAUUUGCCCAUACAUUUGAAAGUUGGAGUGACAAGGCAAUGUCACCAGAAAGUGAUGUAAGAGUGAAAGGUUCAAACUUUCAUUUUUCUUUUUGUUUCAGGAAAACCUGAACUGACUAAUGGUUUACCAGAAGCAGAAGCGGUAAGACAUCAUUUUAGUGACUUUCUGUCCUUUGGGACACUCCAAUAUGAACACUUUCAUAAGGCUAAAUUUUACUAGCUGUACAUCUUUAAAGGGUUUGUACAGUGUCCUGAAUUCUUGAAAAAGUCUUGAAAUUUGCAAAGCAAUUUUGUAGACCUGGAAAAAGUCUAGAAAAAUGAUAAAACGUCUGGAUUUUUUUGCAAAGGUACAAUUCUCAGUCAAUCUUGCCAGUAGCCAAGACAUUCAAUCACAACAUGAGAAAUUUCAGAACUCUCUUAUGUCCACGUUGCACCAUGUUUACUGUACGUUUGCAGUGUAUUAUGAAAAAAGCUUGGUCGUGUGUUUUUUAAGAUCUCCACUGAUCAACUAUUUUGUAACCUUAAUAAAUUACCAAUAUUGUUUUGGAAAAAAAGUGUGUAAAAGUCUUGAAUUUUAGAUCCAAACAUCUGUGCAAAACCUGUCUUUAAAACAUUUGGUAUACAUCAUUGCUGUUUUGGAGAUAUGUCCUUUCAAGAAAGAAAAAUUAUUUGCAGCUCUGCUAAAGCCUCCCAAACAGAUAAUACUUUAUCCAUUAUCAUGAGUUUUUUAUGAUGAUGUCCUCUUCAGCAUGAAUAAUUUUGCUACGAUGUAAUUUUCCUUUUCUUUUCUUAUUUUGCAGGAUGAUGCCUAUAACUUAAUAUUUGUAAAUAACAACUGGUAUUUACUCUUCAGACUUCAUCAGGUAGGCCAAGAUGUCAGCAACAUUCUUAAAAUCUUCACUGACAGGAAGACUUGGAAAUCUAACCAGUCAAAAAGUGCACAGAAAAAAACCUUCAUAACAUUACAAAAACGUGCAAGAAGUAUCAUUUGAGAAUAAGAAAGUUCAAUGUGUCUUAAAAUCUGAUAAGACAAGUUUCUGUGUUCAAUGUUCUUGGUCAAAGUAAUACAAAACUUGGGUGUCACUUGAAGAAUGAACAGAUCUGGAUUUUUCAGCUGUCCGUAAUCUCACAGGUUGUAUUCAUUUAAGAUUUUCAUUUCUUUCCUCAUUUUGUAUAUUUGUUUCUCUUGUCGACUUAAUACAAGACUAGUAGAUCAGGGAGGCAGGAAACCCCCUUUUAUCAGCUAAUAAACUACAAAAGGUGUUAUCUGUGAUGCAUAAAAAGAGAUCUGUACCAAAGGCGAGAGAACAUGCUCUCUUGCCAAAGAACAGUACAUAGCCGUUCCCCGUUUUUUAACUUGAUAAAACAAUCCUGCCAACUUCUGUAACAGUGUCUUGUGUGUGUCAUUUUAGAUGCUGUGUGAGCGGUUGCUGAAGAUGUAUCAGCAGUCCGUUAUGAUAGCAGAAGGUGAAGCAUCAGAUAAGCAGCAGAGAAAACAGGCCACAGCGAUUGCAUUACGACUGAAAGCACCCAGUGAGAUAGACCUGGAAGAAUACUAUCCUGCAUUUUUGGACAUGAUUAGAAACUUACUUGAUGGUAAGUUGCUUGCUUCAAAAUUUGUUGUUGUUUGUUUGUUUAUUAGCUUGCUUUUUACUAUUUCUUUAUUUACUUUAGUCCAAAUGGCACGAAAAGGGGGCUGCAAGAAUUGCAGGAAGAGAGUAAGAUUCGUCUGAUGACUAGAAAGCUUGACCCGGCAGUAAAUGAGACCUUAAUGGGGCUCCAUGAAGCACUCAUCAUUUUUUUAUUGCCCCAAACAAUAUCCUCAAACAAUAUCCCCAAAAAUUAUCCCCAAACAAUAUCCCCGGACGUAAACACAAUAGGUGCGAUUUCAAAGAGAAAGAAGAUGGUGGAAGUUUCUGAAAGUUUCAUGGCUCCAGUUUAGGUGGUCAAACCAACGCCCCAUUCACAGCUAAACAUGGUUUAAAAUUGUGUGGUUCAUAGUUGCUGCUUACUGACUUUUGGUUAUUUUGAAAAUUUCGCAAAUUACGAGUAAAAUGAUCACCUAAGGAAAAAUUCUUUGAUCUUUUAUCAAAUUCCCUCACUUUGAAAGUCACAAAACCGUGAACACCAAAAAUAUUUAUGGAAUUCUAUUGUGUUGCGAGAAAUUAGCCAAUAAGGCGCGAGAUAAGUGAACCGCAAACAGCAACGGUAAUUAGUUUGUGGUUGUGGGGUUUGCUUCCGUAUCCUGAAAUUGGCCAGUACACAAUCGACAUUCCUGAAAAUUUUCAGGUGUUCACGGUUUUCUGAGUUUAACACUAACUAUUUCCCCGGGAAAAUGUAUGGAAGUCAGUCUGGAGAAUUAGUCCUUGGAUACAAUGCAUGUGUUCUUUCUGUUGUAACUGAUUUCAGGUAAUAUGGACUCCACCAACUUCGAGGAUACAUGUCGUGAGAUGUUUGGUGUACAUGCAUACAUCGCAUUUACCAUGGACAAGUUGGUUCAGAAUAUUGUUAGACAGGUAGACACUUGAACCUUGGUUAUGCGGCUACCCUUUACUUAGCAGCCAGUCCCAAAGGGCAAAAUUGGUAGUUUGUGACUGUAACCAGAGCUUUAAUUAAGCAUUUCAUCUUUUGGUAAUUUUUAGCUUCAGUGGACCUCAUUUUCUUAUGGCAAUACUCAAGGGCGUAUGCUCAAAAAAUCAUUCUUGCAUGGACUUUUAAUUUCAGUAAGACAAAGAUCGAAUACGUUUCACAUUGCUGUAAGAAUUUGCCAUCAUGAAGUCAAGAAAAAUAUGCUCAGGAUAAUCGUGGAGUAAAAAUUUUAGCUUUUUUUAUGAUGUUCAGCCGAAGUGGAUACCUCAAUUUUAACAUUGCUAAUGAGAUUUUAUUGUAGUUCUUUUAGUUACCUGUUUCGAAGGGUCAAAUCUGCUGAGCAUAUGACGUGUCGUCAACUUAUAAUGUGUUUCAUCACUUAGCUUCACACGAUUGUAACAGACGAGACAUGUGGACAGGUGACUGAACUCUACCAACAGGAGCAAGGUAACCUGGCCACUGGAGGAAGCUCGGCUACACAGCAUACCCGUGCUGCAUCUGAAUCAGCGUAUCAAAAAAGAGCAGAGUCCCUUUUGUCAGACGAGAACUGUUACAAAGUUGUCAUUGUAAGUAACAUAGCCUCAUAAUUAUUGUUGUGCUGUGAUUAAUGCACAGUUGACUCCUAGUCUGCGUCACCGACAAAACUUAACUGUGGUUAAGUCCGUCUGCAAAACAGCGACGAAAUCGUUGUUCUGGGCCCCCACCUGGGUACCAGGGUUUGAGUACGACCCAUGAUUGCCUUGUUAACAAUGCCAUUGUCAAUUUGCCAGUCAGGAUGUAAGGAAGUUCGAAACGCACGUCCGGUAAUUCUUUGAGUCCGUUGGGGGCUCAGAACAAAGAUAUCGGCAUUGCUUCACAGACUUCACCAACUGGUGAUAAACCUGACGAGCUUUUGGGAUUUCUUUCAAAUACUGUAAUUUAUUGCAAAAGGUGCAUGUGCGUUCUCUCUUGCGGGCUUAGACUCCAAAGCUGUAAUAGAUGGAAGCCUGUCACCUUUGCUACUCUUUGUGCCCUACUUCCCAUCUUCUAAGGUGCUCCUUCAAAUCCGCAUUGAACACAAAUAAUACUUUUGCAGCGUUGCAUUGCAGACUGAGCGAAAACGUUUUUAUCGCUGUAAAAUUUUUAUGAAGCUCUGGUCUCUUCUUACAACAAGAGAACAGUGCAAUUUCCGUUGCUGCCGACAAUUGAAUCACACCGUACACGUUUCUUACGGUAAGAGACUAACACAGUUCUAAACCUUUUCAACAGCACAAAGAUAAGAAUAUCUGCCGUUUGAGUUUGGAGCUACUUGAUUCAGAGGACAAUCACUCGGAGGAUCCAGCGGAAGUUGAGGUAAAGUAAACCCGCGGUGUUUUUUUAUCGCUCAAUCGUCUUGUUUUGGUUUCUCACAUAAUUGCCCUCACCAGCUUCUCAUGCGCAGUCCACACGUGUCCGUUUUUGUUUGAAAACGGGGAUUUUUUUUCUCCGUUUUAACAAAAUCCGCGUCCACCCGGUGCGUUUUUGAAUCGUUUUUGUCCGUCCACUCGAAAACGCAAUAGUGACUGAAAACGGUACCAUCUUUGAUGGGAGCGUGCGCAUUCCCUGGUACCCAAAAUUGCGUUUUAAAAAAUCCCCACUCCGGCGAGCGUUUUCGAAAAGAUUCGUUUUCGAUGACCGUUUUCACCGGAUGCGUGUGAACGGUAGGCUGAACCGGAGAAAAAAUCUUCGUUCUCAAACAAAAACGGAUACGUGAGGACGGUGCGUCGUGCCUCAUAAAGAAAAGGAACUAUGGAAUGGGGGUUACAGUCCUGAACAAACCUGAACGUGCCCUUUAUAUUUUUACCUGGCUCGAAGAAUGAAUGUUCUGUCCUCUUUUUCAGAAAUGGAAUGAAUACGUGGAAAAAUUUGUCGGGAGCGAAGAGGUGUCUACAGAAGUUAAGGAUCAUUUACAGAGCAAACCUAUCUUUUUACCUAGGUAGAACUGAAUGUAUGAUGUUGCUACAAGACACUUAUUUUCGAUGACUUAUUUUAAUACAAGGAAGUUUAACACAACAACAUCACAGCUGUGCGCUGAAAUUGACACUUCACGCCCUGACACAAUUAAGUCUGAAAGUUUUGUAAAGGCUUUCUCAUUUAACAGGGGCAACCUUGCGGCACUUUAUUUUUGCUAUUUCUAUUAUUCCGAUAACUAAGAAAGGCAAUAAAAAAAAUUUGAAUUUUAGUGCGCCUGUAUUUUGACUAAGAUAAACGCAAGAAUUUUGAAUGCAAUUGCAUAGAAUAGAACAUGUUUGUUCUCUUUGAGAAAAGUAUACUGGACUAAUUGCCAAAAUUGUGUCCGCAGAAACUAAGUGCCAUGACGCAGGUGCCGAUGCAUCAAGUUAGUUAUUAGGCCUCUCCACUGCGCUAAACGACUCGUGUUGGUGUGUUUCGUUUCAGAACGGUGCGCUCCAACUCGCGAAUGAAAUCCGCCACCCAAAACAAUGAAAAGGAGUCCACUACGAAUGAUAACGGCUCCUCAACUGAUGAGGCCGAGAGUGAAGGAAAUAACAGGUAUUAAAGAGUUCAUCAUUUCAGAAAGAAGCUGGUUACAAGUAUCGUCCUUGUUCCAAAGUGAAUCUCUUUGCGGACUCUGGUUUACAAUGGCGUUGCCAUUGUAACGUAAAUGAACAGUGUCGCGAAAUUUAUCGAAAUUCAAACAGUGGAAACCGCCAGAAAACUGAGUGAAGGUUAAGAUAACAGAGCAAAAACAAAAAAAGGCACGGAUGGACAAACUUGAAGGAAAUUUAAAUGAGGUUAAAUAAAUAUUUAUUUCACACAGUUAACCACAAGGAACAUGAGCGUGGUCAGCGGUCAGUCGUUUGGCUCAAGCGCGGUCAGCCUUGCUUGCGUCACCUCCAUGUGCUCAGUACAGUGUUUUCGUGGCGGCCAGUUUCUUCGUUUAGCCUUUGGAUCAUUAUUUUACCCCCCUCCCGAAUUCUUCCACUGUUAAAUCAGUGUGACUUGUGCCUUGUUCCUUUGGCGUGGGAGCUCAUGGCUGUAAAUCCUGGUGGGAAAUUCAAAUCGUUCGCCCCAUUCCUUUUGGGAAGCUUAAGGAAAUAAGGCUGUCGUUGGAGGCGAUGCAGUUUCUACACCUUUAGUCUGUCCAGCCGAUUUGGAUACACUUUCUAGUGGGUCCUUUUUCCACAUGGUCCAAUUCAGUUGCUAGUUUUUGAAUCGGAUAGUUUGUUUUAAUAGUAAGGAACCCUUGUCUCUGUUCUAUAAACUCAUAGUUUACCUCUACGCGUUGUAUGUUCUUAGAGAUAUAAACUCACCAACAGUUAAAAGCUCUUUUUGCCACCGCUUGUCUGUCUAAAGGGUCCGAACGUUGUUUGUUUCGUUUCCAGUGAAAAAGAGGAAGAAAAUGAGGAUGUCGAGGACAUGGAAGUGGAAAACUCAAUGGAGUGCAAGCUGAGCUUGAAUUCGUACAAAAUUCGCUUUGUAAAAGGCAGCGAGGAUUACUUGUACAGACGGCAAGCUUUGAAAAGAGCUAAGGAGGUUAGUUCUUCAUUUUUUGAAAAUAAGUGUGUAAAAAUAUGUUUAUAGCUGUUAGUCCAGAAGUCUUGUUUCAAACAGCUGCGUUUUAAUUCUAGAAUGGGAGAUGGUGCGGAAAAGAAAAUGAGCCUCUUUCCUUUUCGCUAAAAAAGGAAGAAACGAACGAACACUGUAAACGAUUAUUUUAAAGACGCGAUGAGACAAAUCUCCAUUUACCACCGAAAAGUACGAGUUGUUACCGUUGCCGUGGGGAACUCUAUUCUGUGACCGAGCAUUCGAGGGGAGGAGGUUGCACCCGCCCACGAGCGGGGAGUCGCUAAGCUUUAAAAAAAGACCGGGGCCCGAAACGUCCACUUUUGAAUCGCCUUUGGGUAGCCAAUUGACGUUAUUAACCCAGUUAAUAAUAAUAAUAGACUAUUGCAUUACUUGGACUCCCAUGGGGUACACCUGGAUUUCAAGUGAGGGGGGACGAUCCAAGUAUUUCUGGGUUUGAAAUAUUCGAUUCCGGGAUUUUUCUGGGAAGGAAAAUGUUUUUGGAGUGGCUUGAAGUAGGAAUUUUUGAGUAUUCAGAACAAUCUGAACAUUCGUGAUAGUGCCCGCGUAUCCCGGCUGCGUAGUUCUGCGAAUAAAGUACAACCAAACUUGUUUUGCAGCUGUUUUAAUAUUUAACGUAUUACAUUGCAUUUGUUUCGUAAAACCGGGGUGGUCUUGCUUAGAGUUGUCAUUCUGCAUAGUGUUAUUGUUGAAACAGCAGAUGCUCUUGGGUGUCUCGAAAGUUGUUAAAAUGGCUACUAGAUGCGGAAAAGAUAACUUCAGAUGGCAUGAUGAUUAAAGAAACACGAAUAUUCGAUUUCUAAUGUUUUUCUUUUUUUCGUGCUAUAUCAUUUAAUGCUUCCUGGAAAUUUUCAAGGCUUGGAAAUCCAUCAUGGGAUUUUUUGGAGGUAAAUUUUUGGCCCAGGGACUUUUUGGGGGGUUUUGACUUUGGUCCAUACUCGAUCUUCCUCGUCACUUGAAAUCCGUACCCCCACCACCCCCUGGGCAGGGACUGUUAUUGUUUUCUUUGUCUUGGGCUUGUCAUUUGUAUAUUUAUUUUUUGUUUGUUUGUUUGACAGUGUCACCCGGUAGUGGCCAAUCGUCUUCACUCCAGAUUCCAAUCAUGGCUAAGUGACUGGGUGAAAAGUAACGUGACAGGAGACCAGGAGGGUCGAUGUCGUGACUGGCUUCUGGGUAAAGUAGACGGGCUCCAUCCCUGUACCACCACCUGCGAAGUUGUCACCAGCGCGGCCAUUGAGCAUAACAAAUACUCUGUCAAGUGGGAUAAGGAUAAAAAGGACAAGCAAGAGGUUGCACAAAACGACAACAAAGAAAGUGAACAGAAGACUGCUUCGUAG
Messenger RNA from Porites evermanni, 22808 nucleotides. NCBI's taxonomy places the organism in Eukaryota, Metazoa, Cnidaria, Anthozoa, Scleractinia, Poritidae. The record is from the annotation of a GenBank genome assembly.